Molecule: messenger RNA, 1359 nt
Organism: Colletotrichum karsti
Lineage: Eukaryota; Fungi; Ascomycota; Sordariomycetes; Glomerellales; Glomerellaceae
Exons: 5
Coding region: 1-1359 (452 amino acids)
Molecular function (GO): oxidoreductase activity
Source: RefSeq, a predicted model, not a curated record
AUGGAUUCAACUACCGACGGAUAUGUCUGGACUCCGGCCCAGGGCACUCGGAAGGGUGGUCUGAAGUGCAGGGGCGUCGUGUCUCCCCCGGAAAAGCGAAACUUGAACAGAAAGGCUUACGACGUGGUGGUUGUCGGUGCCGGCUACGCAGGGCUAUCUGCGGCUCGUGAUCUUGCCACUAGCGGUCGAUCGGUCCUCCUCCUCGAAGCACGUGACCGAGUCGGCGGUCGCACAUACACUGUUGAAGAGAAUGGAUAUCUGUACGAGAUGGGUGGCACCUGGGUCACACAUCACUUUGCCUAUCUCCUCAAAGAGAUGACCAGAUAUGGUAUGGAUCGGGACUUGAUCCUCACUCCUCACUCUGGAUUCGAUAACAAUUACUACACUCUCAACAUUCCUGCCCUCGAAACAUUAGUCAUGAAGAGGCCGGCCAGAUCACUCGCCAUGCUUGGGACAUUUUUAUCAACGUUGACGGAGAUAUGUGCCGCAAGAUAUGCCCGCUCCCACACGCACAGCUCGAUAAUAUCAAAGUCGAUCGGAAAAUCGUUGAAGAAGUCGACAAACGAUCCUGCAAAGACCGUCUCGAAGAGGUCAAGCACCUACAAACUCCGCCAGGGCCAAUCCGAGCUCGCCCGUCGCAUGUUCGAGGAGGCGGUAGAGUUCGGUCUAGAAUAUGCCUUCAACACCCACGUCUAUUCCAUCUCCGACGAGGCCAAAGACACUUACGGAUGCGUCAAGGUCACCACCAGCAAGAACAACACCUACAUCGCCCGUAGGGUCGUAUGCACGAUCCCGCUGAAUGUUCUCAAGACGAUUCAGUCCAGCCCGCCCCUCUCCGCCAAGCGUCAGGAGGCCAUCACCACUGGCCAUAUCAACUUCAUGUCCAAGGUCCACGCGGUUGUUGAAGGUUCUGGUCUGGCCUCCUGGAACGGAGUCCGAUCUACCGGCAACUUCGUCAUCGCCUACAGCGACGGAGUUACCCCCCAGGGCGAGGCGCACUUGGUCGCUUUUGGAGGCGACGAGCACAAGACCUUCGUCCCCGAGCGCGAGCCCGAGAAGGUCAUCGCAGCUCUCAAUGACCUGCACCCCAUGAAGGUCAACAAGACGGUCUUCCAUAACUGGUGCACCGAUCUUUACUCCAACGGCGGUCCCGCCUGGUGGCCCCCGUCGUAUAUGAGCAAGUACCAAGACGAGUUGCAGUCUCCUCACGGCGCGAUAUUCUUCGCCUCUGGCGACUGGGCACACGGUUGGAGGGCCUCCAUCGACGGAGCGCUGGAGCAGGGCUCGCUCUGCGGUAUCCAAGCUCUUAGAGAGCUUCACAGCUCGGACAAAAUCCGCACCAGGCGGGAGCAAUUAUGA